Messenger RNA from Lacerta agilis (Sand lizard), 993 nucleotides. RefSeq names its product ubiquitin-associated protein 1-like. Gene Ontology annotation, biological process: ubiquitin-dependent protein catabolic process via the multivesicular body sorting pathway. The coding region runs from base 1 to 993 and encodes 330 amino acids. NCBI's taxonomy places the organism in Eukaryota, Metazoa, Chordata, Lepidosauria, Squamata, Lacertidae. The transcript has 3 exons. The record is from RefSeq and is a predicted model, not a curated record. Gene Ontology annotation, cellular component: ESCRT I complex. Gene Ontology annotation, molecular function: ubiquitin binding.
AUGAAUUGCCUGCAAGAUGUACCUUUCAGAGUGACCAUAAGCGUUGCAGACGACUCCACGGAAGAGGCAAACUUUGUAUCAGCGCCUGAGUUUGAGGUGCCCGAUUGCAUGGAAGUCCUGAUGUGUGCAAUGCUACAGCCCAAGGCCAAGAAGAUGCUGACUCUCCUUCUUCUGUUUCCACAGCACGAUUUCUCGCUAGAGAAGAAGGUGCUGUAUUGGGUAGACUCCGCCUCUCAGCAAGACACCCCCUGGUACGAAGUCACCACUGACGUGGUCCCAACGGCUCCGCCAUGCUGGCUGCUGCUGCUGGACUCGAAAGAAAACUUCCCAGAGGCAGCAGGCCACAAACUGACUUCUGUGGUACCCAUUCGACGGUGUGCCAACCUGUGUGCUGCGGCAGAGAAGUUCAGCUGCACUGUGAACAAGAGCAGGCUGGCUAAGAAGGUGAGCAAGGAUGGGUGCUUGGAAGAGCAAGGGUGCUCCGAAGGUGAGGAGUCUCCCUCGGCUUCCUCUGUCGAAAGUGAUGGUGAAGAAAAACCCUUCUCUGACUCCAAGCAUGUUCCUGGCACUUUGCCUCGUUUCCUGAGUCUUCCCCAAUGUAGACCAAAGACCUCCCCGGUGCUGUUGGCCACCCCUUCAGAGAGCAUCAGCCAAAAGCCGCCUCUAGUCAAGCAGAGGCAAUCUAUGUUUUUAUUUAACAACGUAAAGCAUGAGUUUGAAGGAGCCAGGAAGAAGCUCACAGCUUUCAUGCUCCCGAGGAACCAGGCAGCAGUGGAACCCACCAUGGCGUCCAGAGCUUUCUCCCUCCAUCAGCGCUCCCGGAGCAGCCGAAACCUGAAAUAUGGACCUACCUCUGAUGUGUCUCUGGUGGGAACUCUUGCCCCGACGCCACCGACGACUCCUUGCUGUAGCCCAAGGCCACUGACUGUAGCGGGGCUUGUCCCUCCUAUCCAAAAGCACAAGCCCACAGUUCCAGUCCAGAAGGACCCAUGA